Messenger RNA from Penicillium canescens, 633 nucleotides. RefSeq lists its product as uncharacterized. NCBI's taxonomy places the organism in Eukaryota, Fungi, Ascomycota, Eurotiomycetes, Eurotiales, Aspergillaceae. The transcript is spliced from 3 exons. The coding region runs from base 1 to 633 and encodes 210 amino acids. The record is from RefSeq and is a predicted model, not a curated record.
AUGAGCCACGAUCGGGUCUUGCAAUGGCCUGAGGACGGCUGGACCGGGGUGCUCAACUUUGAAGAGAGUCCGUCUCAACCGUUUCGACACCUAGGCUCUCCUACCAGUGUCGGUAAUCCAGGAAAUCUUCCACUCUGUCUAGAAAACCCCUUCUUGCCCGAUGACGACAUAUCCGAUCAUUUUGACCCGUACAACAUGUAUUUAGAGCUUCCGUCUCUAUCGUUCUCAACAACUCAAACCCCUGAAUUUCGCGAUACUUAUCUACUACAACCAUCUAAUUCUUUUAUGAGCGACACGGCGCAUCUGUGGCUCGGCCCUGAUAUUUUGCUAUCUACGGCCUCGGCAGAAGACGUCUUUACGUAUAUCAAGCAAACUUUCGACUUUGACUGGAUCAGCUGGCUAGAGCUUGAUUUCACCUUCUCCGUGGAAAGCGUGACAGGAAUCCCGCUGUCCCGGAACUGCAUUCGAUUCCUCUCCGAGGCCAAUGGUCUCAAAUCCAAGCGCCCGAGCGCUAGUCUUGAAGAUGUCCGCCGGGAUAUUCUCGAUUCUUUCUCGAAGGGGGGUUGGCACUCCAUACAAUUGAUUCUCAGGUAUAGACACGUCGACGUUGGUACAUUGACAUCUUCUGGGUGA